AUGGAGGAAGAAGCACUCAUGUCCUAUGAUGUAAGGGACCCAGAGACGCCAGCAGGCUACAGAACUGACAAGCGAGAUGGGCCUGACAAGACGUGCGCAGCUCAUCAGGCUCGAGAGGGGCUGCUCACGACUGACACACUCAAGAAUUUAUGUGUUUUUGCCUAUGAGAAGAAACUACAAGGAUUACUGGGAAAUAUCUGGCUGCUGUGGGAAAUAGCCUUUGAGAAGAGUGGGGACGAGAUGGUUUCUCUGAAGGACUACUGCACCAGAAUGAAGGAAAACCAGAAGCACAUCUAUUUUAUCACAGGUGAGACCAAGGAGCAGGUUGCUAACUCAGCCUUUGUGGAACGUCUCCGAAAGCAUGGCUUAGAAAUAGUCUAUAUGAUUGAGGCCAUUGAUGAGUAUUGUGUGCAACAGCUGAAGGAAUUUGAGGGCAAGACCUUGGUGUCAGUUACCAAAGAAGGACUGGAAGUUCCAGAAGAUGAAGACGAAAAGAAGAAACGGGAAGAGAAAAAGACAAAAUUUGAGAACCUCUGCAAAAUUAUGAAAGAUAUUUUGGAGAAAAAAGUUGAAAAGGUGGUUGUGUCAAACCGAUUGGUGACAUCCCCAUGCUGUAUUGUCACAAGCACAUAUGACUGGACAGCAAACAUGGAGAGAAUCAUGAAAGUUCAAGCCCUCAGAGACGACUCAACAAUGGGCUAUAUGGCAGCAAAGAAACACCUGGAGAUAAACCCUGAUCACUCCAUUAUUGAAACCUUAAGGCAAAAGGCAGAGGCUGACAAGAAUGACAAGUCUGUGAAAGAUCUGGUCAUCUUGCUGUACGAAACAGCACUCCUGUCUUCCGGCUUCAGUCUGGAAGAUCCCCAGACCCAUGCUAACAGGAUCUCCAGGAUGAUCAAGCUUGGUCUAGGUACUGAUGAGGAUGAUCCUACUGUGGAUGAUAACAGUGCUGCUGCAACUGAAGAAACGCUACCCCUGGAAGGCGAUGACGACACAUCACGCAUUUUUGCUAACAUUUGA
Messenger RNA from Rattus rattus (black rat), 1020 nucleotides. RefSeq names its product heat shock protein HSP 90-alpha-like. Gene Ontology annotation, molecular function: ATP binding; ATP-dependent protein folding chaperone; ATP hydrolysis activity. The coding region runs from base 1 to 1020 and encodes 339 amino acids. Gene Ontology annotation, cellular component: plasma membrane; nucleus; myelin sheath. The transcript is spliced from 2 exons. The record is from RefSeq and is a predicted model, not a curated record. Lineage: Eukaryota; Metazoa; Chordata; Mammalia; Rodentia; Muridae. Gene Ontology annotation, biological process: cellular response to heat; protein folding; protein stabilization.